ACUGACACACGGCAGUUGAAUUUGAACCGCCGUGGUAUAUAGACCUGAAACUAUUUUGCUCGCGUUGCGCUAGUGGGAGGUAUAGCAAAGCAGCCAUUAGUCAGUCAUCAUCAACGGUGGUGUGAGGUGAUCCCGGAUUGUUCUUUGCCUCUGUGUGUGAAAAUAGUAGAAAAAUAAUAAAGUGGGAAAAUCGAGGCAGUUUUGUGCAUAGAGCAGCCGCUAGCUAGUCAGCAAAGAAAGAAGAAAAACUAGUGUAGUUUUCAUUUAUCGUUCUGUGACAGCUCACAGAACAAAAAGUACAAACGCGCAGCAGCAGUUCGAAAUCCGGAGGAAGCGGAAGGCUGGUCAUCUUUUUCGAACCGGAAAAGCAACAAAUUAGAUAAAACAAAAAUGGCCGAUCAACUUACAGAGGAACAAAUUGCCGAAUUCAAAGAAGCGUUCUCGCUAUUCGACAAGGACGGUGACGGCACAAUCACAACCAAGGAAUUGGGAACCGUGAUGCGAUCGUUAGGUCAGAACCCCACAGAAGCCGAACUUCAAGACAUGAUAAACGAAGUCGACGCAGACGGUAACGGUACGAUCGAUUUCCCCGAGUUUCUCACCAUGAUGGCUCGCAAAAUGAAGGACACCGACAGCGAAGAGGAAAUCCGGGAGGCGUUCCGAGUCUUCGACAAAGACGGCAACGGUUUCAUCUCGGCAGCUGAGCUGCGUCAUGUCAUGACCAAUCUCGGCGAAAAGCUAACGGACGAGGAAGUGGAUGAGAUGAUCCGUGAGGCUGAUAUAGAUGGCGAUGGUCAAGUUAAUUAUGAAGAAUUCGUAACAAUGAUGACAUCGAAGUGAGCUACAGGUCGAAAAAUUGCGCCUUUCUAUUAUUUGUUUAUACAGAAGACUGUAGCCACGCGCAACACCAGCUGCGCAACGCUAUUGAUAUGGAUUUAAAAAAAAAAACAAGAGAAAAAAAAUAAAAGUAAAGAUUAACAUUAAAUUAAAUUAAACGAGAAAAAACAAGAGAGAAAAAAAGGACAAAAAUAAUGCAAAAAAGUAAGGAAAAAAUAACCUAAAUUAAUUGUAACAACACAAUUUUAAAUAAGAAAAAUAAAAGAAGAAAGAAAAAAUACAUUAAUUAAAGUUAAUCACUAUCCUUAAUCUAUUUGUGUAAAUUUUUGUAAAAAUACAAUAUAAAUAUAAAUUUAAAAGAACGAGAGAAGGCAGGGAAAGGCAAACAUUUAGGCUCUAUGGCGUGAGAACAGAGGACAGAGUGUUGACAGGCGCAUGGAGGCGAACUCGCGAGCGAUGUGAGAUGGGUUAGUUGAAAGUAUGAUGAAUAUCAUUCGGGAAUUCAUUCAGCAGAAAUUGCGAGCGCCGUGUGGCAAGCAAACACAACCACCAAACCUGGCCACCGCGCUCAGAUUGUGCGUUUCCAAUGCGUCGAAAAAACGCUGCCGCCAAGGGUUUUUGUUACAUGAAUGCGUUUGUGCCGAUCCCCAUCUCCCCAUCCCCUUAUAGACAACAAUUCCAUCGGCGGUGUCGAACGAAAAAAAAAACUUUUUCCAGAUUGUGAACCGGGAGCGAUAAAACAGAUAAAAACACAAAUUUCGAGACCUUCCGUUUCUUUUGUGUUUGUUUGAAGCGAACUAAGUAAUCGAUAGAGCAUGAAGGGAUAGUAUCUUUUUCAUUAGAUGGAAGAUAUGAUAUAGGUUUUGAGAGACAAGAUAAGAAACAUUUUCCACUUUUUAUUGCAAUAAUUGAAGUUGAAUCGUUUGGUGAAAAAAUUGUAAGAGAAGCAAAAAUUUAGUUUGGCAUGCGCAGUUUUCAAUAGACAGAACAGUUGUUUUGAGAAUAAAACAUAAACACAUGCAACAUUGAUUUGUAUUGUUAUACUCAAACAAAGGAUGUGCAUUGCUAUUUAUUAAAAUUAUAAUUCAUAGUCAUUCGAUCCAAGAAAAACCAACAAAAUAAAAUGUGUUUUCUUUUUUUUUGUAUCGCGGGGUCGGUAGUCUUGGCGCUUAUAGAUAUGUCAGGUUGACACUUCCAACAGCGAGUGAAUCUGGAGGAAGUGCCUCAUGUUGUUCGAUUAUGGAACACGGUUCGAUACUUCGUUUUCGAUGCGACCGGAACCCUUGGCUUUUUUUAUUAGAAACACCCCUCUCCCUAGCGUUGGUACGUGAUGGCAAUUUGGUUGGAGGAGCGGGUGUAAAGAGCGAAUUCACUUGUUGAACUUUUGGAAAUUUUUGGUCUUCGGAGCGAACUAAUGGUAAGAACAGACUAAACAAAGCAGCUUGGGUCAGAAAGAACCAGACAGAAAGAGCGAUAGAGGAAACACAGUGAAACAAAGAAAAAUUUACACAGUACAGUAAUCGAAUGACACUAAGAGCAAAACAAAGCAGUAUAUACAAUUUGAAAAUCUCAAAUCCCGGAUACAACAACAAAUUCACUUUUUUUGCAGCAUUUACUUCUAACGGUGAAAAAAGAACAUUUAAACAUUAAGUGUACCUAGAUGAGAGUAAAAUUAAUAAUGGAAAAAAAGUAAACAUAUUAAAGUAUAAAGUAACAAAAAUCCAUCUAUUAUGUGUAAUUUUUGUCUUUGAUUUUAUCCAUACACAGAAAGAGUAAUCUUCGAUGCAAAACACACAUCCUAAAACACACCCACAUUUUGAGAGAAAACGAGGAAUUCGUUAGUAACACAAAAACAAAAAGAUACAGAUUUUUUGAAAAUUGAUGCAAAAAUGCGUAAAUUUACUGUACCGUACUACAUUUGUUCACGCAUUUUUCAUCUUUUCCGUGCACGUUCUUGCCUUCUCGUUUUAAAUGUUGGCAAAGGCGAUGCAUUAAAUCAAUUGAAAACAGCGCUGGCAAUCCUCAUUCGUCGUUGAUAAAAUAUUGUCUAAUAUAAAUGCUAGCUCAUAUAUACACACACGCUGAGAGAAAUGCAAAACCAACACAUAUAUGUACACUGUGCAAUGAGCAAUCUUUCACCAAAUUGCACACACACGUAGAAAAGAACACACGCGAAACGGUGUGACUUUUUCCGUAUCCCUGGUUCAUUUUGUUAUUUUUUCGCAUUCAUUUUGCUAUUGAUUAUAAAAGUUAGAAGUACGUAUGAAAAAGUAAUGCGAUAAAAUAUAAAUUUUCUAUUGAAGAAUCUUUUUGUAAAAGUGAACAAGCAUAUUAUGAUGGAAUGAAGAAAAACUACCUAAGUAAAACAAAACAAAAAAAUAUAACAACAAAACAACCAUUUAUGAAUUAACGAAAAAGGUAUAUAUGUAUAAAACAAAUAAAGCAAAGCAUUGGAGAAAACGAGAAACAAACUUACAUCUGUUUAAACUAGUUUUUCUUUCUGUGACUCGAAGCUUAUAAAUGGGUUAGCAAAGAAUAGCAAGAAUCGAAAUGAGUAACGAGACAUCAAAUACUAACAUAAUUUUGGAAAAUACGUAGUUAGCUAUGAGUGGACAUGGCGCUAUGAUAUGGUACGCGUUUGACACAUGAGAGUGGUUUGUUAUUCUGAUUGUCACUACCUGCUACCUGUGGGGUUCCUAACUCAGUAGCUUUUUCGUUCCACAGUAAGAGCGUGAUUUACGACAGCUCUACUCUUCCUCACGAACUGUCAAAACAAACGUAACGCAUAACAGUGAGGGUGCUGAUUAACAGCUGAACAACAAACCAACUGAUUCCGUUAGCAAAUCAAGCAACGCAAGCAACGAAUUUCGUGUGACAUUUCCAUCACCCCGCGGUUGGACUACCCUAAAGGUUAAGGCCCAUUCGAAACUGUCAUCUUUCACUGGUGUGUUCACUGUCCCUAUGUGAGUUCGAAGGCUAAAGACAAAAAAAAAAUCAGCAAACAAUCAGCACCCUCGAUAGAACAAAGUUUUCUCCCACCAAAAUCGUAUUGUUUUCGUCAAAGUAAAUGAUAUCGGAAACAAACGAAGCAGCUACCAUCCAAUUGAUAAGCAAGUUUAUAAAAAGUAGGACUAUAACAGUCGGGCGCCAUUUUAUAGGUUAUAACCUUUCCUUUCGUGUGUUUUACGUCAGCGAGAUAGCAAAGAACAAAACAUCCUUCUUCAAAUUCCAAACUCUCUUUAACCUAUAAACUGAAAACGCGUUUAAAAACUGUUAUUACCUUACAAAACACACUUUGAAAGAAUCAGAUACAUUUAAGGAACGAGGUUAAUCAUCUAGUGAAAAAAAAACAAACAAAAUCCUUCGUAUAACAAAAGGUAUAGAAAACCAACAUCUAGCUAAAGUAAACAUAAAAUUUGAAGAAAAUUUAUAGCAUCGAUAAGUUUAAGUCAAGAAUAACAUCAGAAACAAAAGAACUCUUCCACCUAUUUUGUCGUUUUUCGUAACUCAGACCAACGGGAAAAGAAAUCUUCAGUGUCCUUAACGCAAGAAACGAUCUACUUACUCAUCACCAAAAGUUUAUCUGGUACAUAAAAAUAAAAGCAACUAUUAGUGAAAAAACGCAAGCAACGGGAUAUUCGUAACAUACAUGGUCUCCUAACUUGUUAUAAUAUUUUGUUUGGUCUGACGUGUGUUGAAUAAUUUGUUCCAACUUUCCUCGUUUCACAUAAAUUUAGGAAGAGAGAUUCGAUGUCGUCAGCGCGAACGAGUAGCAUAUAUUAGUAGAGGAAAUUGAACUAAAACCCCACGCAUAAAGCCACAACUUCUUAGAUGACAAACAAAUCUUGUAGGAAAACAAUUCUGCGAAUGAGAAAGUUUAUUUUUUGUAAUUGAUUAUUAAAAAAAAUCUCUACUACUGGUUAAAAACAACUUCAAUUUCCAGAAAAUAAAAAAAGCAAAAUCUAGUAUGAACCGGGAACGCCAACAUGCUAUAACAUAUUCUAUACUUUUCGAUUUCCGGAACAAUUUUCUUUCUCCGUUUUUGAGUAUUCGUGCGCUAUACCAUCCCGAAGUUUUACCGAAGCAAAUAUACUAAAAUUAAUAGAAGCAAGCUAUCAAGUGACAACAUCAAUAGCAAAGGAUAAAAUAUCAGACAAUUACAAUUGAAACCCUACAGCAAAAGUAGCUACGGCCACGGGUUGCCUGCAAGUGCGAGACAAAACUAGAGCAACAGCGGCAACGUAAUGAUACCGAAACCAGAAAGAACUACACAAACACAAACAAACGACAACAUCAAUUGAGCAACACAAAAAAAAUAAAAAGAGAAGGAAACAAAAACAUGAAAUAAGGCAAACAACAAGAGUAAUUAAAAGACAUAAUAUGAAAUAAAUGUUUCUUCACUUUUAGGUUGAACUAUAAAACAA
Molecule: messenger RNA, 5261 nt
Organism: Malaya genurostris
Lineage: Eukaryota; Metazoa; Arthropoda; Insecta; Diptera; Culicidae
Product: calmodulin
Exons: 4
Coding region: 391-840 (149 amino acids)
Molecular function (GO): enzyme regulator activity; calcium ion binding
Source: RefSeq, a predicted model, not a curated record